GGGGGCCGCGCCCCCCAUCCCGCGGCGCUGCCGGGAGAGCAGGGAGGGGAGCGGGAGCCCGAGCAAGUCCAGCGUGGAGUCCAGUCCGCGUUUUGCGGGUGCGCGGGAGCGAUCGGGGCGGAGGGGGCGAUGGCUGCCGGCGCUGGCUCGCUCGCUCGCUCAUGCCAUGCUGGGCCAGCGCGGCUCCGGCAGACGUGUGUUUACCCAUAUCCGGGUUAGGGAGGAAAGGAGGAGAAAAAAAAAAGUUUCAUUUAAACCUGAACAAAAAAACUUUCAACGUGAAAUCACACAGCGGGAACGGGCACGGACCGUAAGGCGUUCUUACCAUUUCUAACCUCAACCACGGACUCGGGGAGGGAAAUCGCUGUAACUCGGUGCGUGCGGAGCGGUCCGCAGGGGAUACUCUGGGAUCAGUCAAGUCCCUGCCCCGGCCGCUUCUCCUUCUGCCCCUCUCCUCUCCUUCCCCCCACCCCUCUGCUCGCCCCCCAUUUUUCAGGGUGGGAGUCGAAUUUUUUUGUUUUGUUUAGUUUUUCAAUUUUGGGGUUUUAAAUUUUUUUUUUUUGUAGUUACUAUUAUCAGCACCAAUUUCUCCGGACUCGCAAUGUUGCGAUGAUCAUGGCCGCGCAAGUCGCAGCGGCUCCGGCGAGUGCGAACAACAGCAAGGGCAAAGCCCCGAGCCUGCCGGGCGGCCUGGGCCCAGAGCGAGGCCCGGGGGGGGCCGGGGCUCCCGGGCCGGGCCCCACACUGGGGGUCAGCGAGGGGAGUCCGGCCGGAGGCAACAGCGUGAAUAAUUUAGAUCACCAUCUCCACCACCACCACCGCAGCGAGCCGCCGAACAUGGCCAAUAACGCGGCUCCCGCCGCUGCCGCCGGUAACAACAACAACAACGCCAGCGGCGGCGGCGGCGGCUCCUCCUCGGAGCCGGCUCUGAAGGAAGGUGGAAGCUCCUCGGAGUUAUCUUCAUCUUCUUCGUCUUCUUCCUCCUCCUCCUCCUCCUCCUCCAACCCGGGCUCGGCUAUGGAGACAGGGCUGCUCCCCAACCACAAGCUGAAGAGCGUCGGAGGCGAUCACCCCGCCGCGCCGCCCCACCACCACCAUGCCCACCACCCGCAUCACCAUGCCCACCACCACCAUGCCCACCACCCGCACCACCACCACCAUGCACUACAGCAGCAGCUAAAUCAAUUCCCGCCGCCGCCGCCGCAGCAGCCGCCGCCUCAGCACCAUCCCGUGCAGAAUAACAACAGCAGCCUCGGCGGCGGCGGCGGCGGCAGCGGCAGCAACAACAACGGCGGUGGCGGUGGCGGCGCUGCUCAGCCCAGUGCAGACAUGGAGCAGCAGCAACAUGGAGGAAAAGACAGUGUUUUGGGCGCUCAGGCCGAGCCCCCCCAGCAGCCGCAGCAAAUGCUGAAUAAAGGCGCCGACGAGGAGGAGAUGCCCGGCAAGAUGGGCGAGCCCAUCGGCGGCCGCUACGACCACCCCGGCUUGGGACCCCUGGGCGGACAGCAGCAGCCCCAGCAGCCGCCCCCGAGCGCUGGGAGCGGCGGCGGCGGCCUCGGCGGCGGCGGCGGGAGCGGGGGAGGCGGCGGCGGCCCCUCCGCGGUGGGUGUCUCGGAGUUCAAUAGCUAUUAUGGCAACCCUGCCCCUGCCCCUGCCAGCAGCGCUACGGCGAGCCGCGCCGGGCCUUGCUUUGAUCAACAUGGCGGACAACAAAGCCCCGGGAUGGGGAUAAUGCACCCCACGGCGGCCCCCAACAGCAUGGACCCCCUGCAGAACUCCCACGAAGGGUACCCCAACAGCCAGUACAACCACUACCCGGGCUACGGCCGCGGCCCCAGCGGCGGCGGCGCGGGCGGCGGCGGCGGCGCGGGAGCCGUGGCGGCGGCGGCGGCGGCCGCCGGGGCAGGCGGCGGCGGCUACGGGGGCUCCGCGGCAGGCUACGGGGUGCUGAGCUCCCCGAGGCAGCCCGGCGGCGGCAUGAUGAUGGGCCCCGGCGGCGGAGCCGGCCUCGGCAAGGCUGGUGCCGGCGCGGCGGCGGCGGCCGGCGGAUUUGCGCGGUUCUCCGGGCAGAACCAGCACCCGUCCGGGGCCACCCCUACCUUGAACCAGCUGCUCACGUCCCCCAGCCCCAUGAUGCGGAGCUACGGCAGCAGCUACCCCGACUACAGCAGCCCCAGCGCCCCGCCGCAGCCCCAGCCCCAGGCAGCGGCGGCCGCCCCGGGAAGCCAGCAGGCAGCGGCGGGCAUGGGCAUGGGCAAGGACAUGGGCGCCCAGUACGGAGCGGCGAACCCGGCCUGGGCAGCGGCUCAACAAAGGAACCACCCGGCGAUGAGCCCCGGGAACACCGGGCAGGCCAUCAGCAGGACCCAGGGCAGCCCGAUGGAUCCGAUGGUGAUGAAGAGGCCGCAGCUGUACGGCAUGGGCAAUAACCCUCACUCUCAGGCACAGCAGAGCAGCCCCUACCCCGGGCAGUCCUACGGCCCUCCCGGCCCCCAGCGCUAUCCCGUGGGAAUGCAGGGCCGAGCCCCGGCAGCCAUGGGAGGAAUGCAGUAUCCACAGCAACAGAUCCCACCUCAGUAUGGUCAGCAAGGUGUGAGUGGCUACUGCCAGCAGGGCCAGCAGCCGUACUACAACCAGCAGCCGCAGCCGCAGCACCUGCCGCCCCAGGCACAGUACCUGUCGCAGGCCCAGCAGAGGUACCAGGCUCAGCAGGACAUGUCUCAGGAAGGCUAUGGAACCAGAUCUCAACCCCCUAUGGCCCCAGGAAAGCCUAACCAUGAAGACUUGAAUCUAAUCCAGCAAGAAAGACCAUCGAGCUUACCAGUUGAAGUCUUGGCCUCCAAGGAUGCUACAUUUGGACACAAGGAUUUAUCUGGAUCCAUUGACGACUUGCCGACGGGAACUGAAGCAACCCUCAGCUCAGCUGUUAGCGCGUCAGGCUCCACGAGCAGCCAAGGGGAGCAGAGCAACCCUGCACAGUCUCCGUUUUCCCCUCAUGCUUCUCCACAUCUCUCUGGCAUCCCUGGGGGCCCAUCGCCUUCCCCUGUAGGCUCACCCGUUGGAAGCAACCAGUCAAGAUCUGGUCCCAUUUCUCCAGCGAGUAUUCCAGGCAGUCAGAUGCCACCGCAGCCUCCUGGCAGCCAGUCAGAAUCCAGCUCCCACCCUGCCUUGAGCCAGUCACCAAUGCCACAGGACCGAGGUUUUAUGGCAGGCAUACAGAGGAACCCCCAAAUGUCACAGUAUGGACCUCAACAAACUGGACCUUCCAUGUCACCACACCCCUCACCUGGAGGUCAAGUGCAUCCUGGAAUUGGUAGCUUUCAGCAGAGUAAUUCAAGUGGUACUUAUGGGCCUCAGAUGAGCCAGUAUGGACCACAAGGAAACUACUCCAGACCACCGACGUACAGCGGUGUCCCCAACACAAGUUACAGCGGCCCAGGACCUGGCAUGGGUAUAAAUGCCAACAGUCAGAUGCAUGGACAGGGGCCAAGCCAGCCUUGUGGUUCCAUGCCCCUGGGACGGAUGCCAUCAGCUGGGAUGCAGAGCAGACCAUUUCCUGGAAACAUGAGCAGUAUGACCCCCAAUUCUCCUGGCAUGUCUCAACAGGGAGGCCCUGGGAUGGGCCCACCCAUGCCAACUGUGAACCGUAAGGCACAGGAGGCGGCUGCUGCAGUGAUGCAGGCUGCUGCCAACUCCGCUCAGAGCAGGCAAGGCAAUUUUCCUGCCAUGAAUCAGAGUGGGAUUAUGGGCUCCAGCUCCCCCUACACUCAGCCAAUGAACAACAGCUCUGGCCUGAUGAACCCACAGGCUCCUCCUUACAGCAUGGCACCCAACAUGGUGAACAGCUCGGCAGGUAAUGCACCUAUGGGUCUUGCAGAUAUGAUGACACCUGGUGAGUCCAAACUUCCCCUUCCUCUCAAAGCAGAUGGCAAAGAAGAAGGAGCCCCCCAGCCCGAGAGCAAGUCAAAGGAUAGCUACAGCUCUCAGGGUAUUUCUCAGCCCCCAACCCCAGGCAACCUGCCAGUCCCUUCCCCAAUGUCCCCAAGCUCUGCUAGCAUCUCCUCAUUUCAUGGAGAUGAAAGUGAUAGCAUUAGCAGCCCAGGCUGGCCAAAGACUCCAUCAAGCCCUAAAUCAAGUUCCUCUACCACGACUGGAGAGAAGAUCACUAAAGUCUAUGAGCUGGGAAAUGAGCCGGAGCGCAAGCUGUGGGUGGAUCGGUACCUGACGUUCAUGGAGGAGAGGGGCACGCCUGUGGCCAGUCUGCCAGCGGUGGGCAAGAAGCCCUUGGAUCUCUUCAGGCUCUAUGUCUGCGUCAAGGAGAUUGGAGGUUUAGCACAGGUUAAUAAAAACAAGAAGUGGCGUGAGCUGGCAACCACCUUGAACGUUGGCACUUCGAGCAGCGCAGCCAGCUCCCUGAAAAAACAAUACAUUCAGUACCUGUUUGCCUUCGAGUGCAAGAUUGAGCGAGGGGAGGAGCCCCCUCCAGAAGUCUUCAGCACUGGAGAUACCAAGAAACAACCUAAGAUUCAGCCGCCAUCUCCUGCUAAUUCUGGUUCCUUGCAAGGCCCACAGACUCCUCAGUCCACUGGUAGUAAUUCCAUGACAGAAGUGCCAGGCGAUUUGAAGCCCCCAACACCAGCAUCCACACCUCAUGGACAGAUGACACCUAUGCAGGGUGGCAGAAACAGCGCAGUCAGUGUGCAUGAUCCCUUUUCUGAUGUAAGUGAUUCAGCGUUCCCAAAGCGAAACUCCAUGACGCCAAAUGCACCAUACCAGCAGGGAAUAAACAUGCCAGAUAUGAUGGGAAGGAUACCAUAUGAGCCGAAUAAAGAUCCUUUCGGUGGAAUGAGAAAAGUGCCUGGAAGCAAUGAGCCUUUCAUGACCCCUGGACAAAUGCCUAACAGUGGAAUACAAGAUAUGUAUAACCAGAGUCCAUCUGGAGCAAUGUCCAACAUGAGCAUGAGCCAGCGACAGCAGUUCUCUUAUGGAAGUGGCUAUGACAGGAGGCAUGAACCAUAUGGGCAGCAGUAUCCAGGACAAGGACCUCCCUCAGGACAGCCACCAUAUGGAGGACAUCAACCUGGAAUGUAUCCACAGCAGCAGAACUACAAGAGACACAUGGAUGGCAUGUAUGGGCCUCCAGCCAAACGCCACGAAGGGGAUAUGUAUAACAUGCAGUAUGGCAACCAGCAGCAGGAAAUGUAUAACCAGUACGGCAACGCUUACACAGGGCCUGACAGAAGGCCAAUGCAGGGACAGUACCCAUAUCCAUACAACAGGGAAAGGAUGCAGGGCCCAGGACAAAUGCAGCAGCAUGGAAUACCUCCCCAGAUGAUCGGUGGCCCCAUGCAGUCGUCAUCCUCCAGUGAAGGUCCUCAGCAGAACAUGUGGCCAACACGAAAUGAUAUGCCUUACCCUUACCAGAACAGGCAAGGUCCAGGAGGCCCUGCACAGGCCCCUCCGUAUCCAGGGAUGAAUCGCACUGAUGAUAUGAUGGUACCUGACCAGAGGAUAAACCACGAGAGUCAGUGGCCUUCUCAUGUCAACCAACGGCAGCCUUCUUAUAUGUCAUCCUCAGCCUCCAUGCAGCCUAUCACUAGACCUCCUCAGUCAUCCUACCAGACACCACCCUCUAUGCCAAACCACAUCUCCAGAGCUCCAAGUCCAGCAUCCUUCCAGCGCUCUUUGGAAAACCGUAUGUCUCCAAGCAAGUCUCCUUUCCUACCCUCCAUGAAGAUGCAAAAGGUUAUACCCACAGUUCCAGUGUCACAGGUCACAGGACCUCCACCCCAACCACCACCAAUUAGGAGAGAGAUUACCUUCCCCCCAGGCUCUGUAGAAGCAUCCCAACCAGUCUUAAAACCAAGACGAAAGAUUACCUCAAAAGAUAUUGUAACUCCUGAGGCCUGGAGAGUGAUGAUGUCUCUUAAAUCUGGUCUUUUGGCUGAAAGUACCUGGGCGCUCGACACUAUUAAUAUUCUUCUGUAUGAUGACAGCACUGUUGCUACUUUCAACCUCUCUCAGUUGUCUGGAUUUCUUGAGCUUUUAGUAGAAUAUUUUAGAAAAUGUCUGAUUGACAUUUUUGGAAUCCUUAUGGAAUAUGAAGUGGGAGAUCCAGGCCACAAAGCACUUGAUCAUAAAGCAGCCAAGAAAGAUGAUAGUCAGUCCUUGGCAGAGGAUACUGGAAAAGAUGAGAAUGACGAAUGUAUUGACUAUUUUGAUGAAGAUGAGGAGGAGGGGGAGGAUGAAAAGGUAGAAGGAGAAGAAAAGAGCAUUGUUUUUUCUACUCCUGGUGCCAUUGCUGAUCCAAGUGAGAGGCCAAAACAAGCCAGUAAAUUUGACAAGCUGCCAAUAAAGAUUGUAAAGAAAAAUAAUCUAUUUGUUGUUGACCGAUCUGACAAACUUGGACGCGUUCAGGAAUUUGAUAGUGGACUUCUCCACUGGCAGCUUGGUGGUGGUGACACAACUGAGCAUAUCCAGACUCACUUUGAAAGCAAGAUGGAGAUUCCACCACGCAGGAAAGCCCCUCCUCCCUUGAACUCUCCAAGCAAAAAGAAGGACCUCGAGGGGAAAGGCGAAUCUGAGGAGCAGCAAGAAAAGAGUAUAACAGCAACCAUUGAUGAUGUCCUCUCAGCUCGGCCAGGGGCACUACCUGAAGACUCAAACUCUGGUUCCCAAACAGAGAGCAGUAAAUUUCCCUUCGGGAUCCAUCAAGCCAAAAGCCACCGGAAUAUUAAACUGCUAGAGGAUGAGCCAAGGAGCCGGGAUGAGACUCCUCUAUGCACCAUAACUCACUGGCAAGACUCCUUGGCCAAACGCUGCAUCUGUGUGUCAAAUAUCGUCCGUAGCUUGUCUUUUGUGCCUGGCAAUGACACCGAAAUGUCCAAACAUCCAGGCUUGGUGCUGAUACUGGGAAAGUUGAUCCUUCUUCACCACGAGCAUCCAGAAAGAAAGCGAGCACCGCAGACUUACGAGAAAGAGGAAGAGGAGGACAAAGGGGUGGCCUGCAGCAAGGAUGAGUGGUGGUGGGACUGCCUCGAGGUCUUGAGGGAUAAUACAUUGGUCACAUUAGCCAACAUUUCUGGGCAGCUAGACUUGUCUGCUUAUACGGAAAGCAUCUGUUUGCCAAUUUUGGAUGGCUUGCUGCACUGGAUGGUGUGCCCGUCUGCAGAGGCACAGGAUCCUUUUCCAACCGUGGGGCCCAACUCAGUUCUUUCGCCUCAGAGACUUGUGCUGGAGACCCUGUGUAAGCUCAGUAUCCAGGACAAUAAUGUGGACCUUAUCUUGGCCACCCCCCCAUUCAGCCGUCAGGAGAAACUCUACGCUACUUUAGUUAGGUACGUUGGGGACCGCAAAAACCCGGUCUGCCGAGAAAUGUCCAUGGCGCUCCUAUCGAACCUUGCCCAGGGGGACACAUUAGCAGCAAGGGCAAUAGCUGUGCAGAAAGGAAGCAUUGGAAACUUGAUAAGCUUCCUGGAGGAUGGGGUCACUAUGGCCCAGUACCAGCAGAGCCAGCAUAACCUCAUGCACAUGCAGCCUCCGCCUCUGGAGCCGCCUAGCGUAGACAUGAUGUGCAGGGCAGCCAAGGCCUUGCUGGCCAUGGCGAGAGUGGACGAGAACCGCUCCGAGUUCCUUUUGCACGAGGGUCGUUUGCUGGAUAUCUCAAUAUCUGCUGUCCUGAACUCUCUGGUUGCAUCUGUCAUCUGUGAUGUACUUUUUCAGAUUGGGCAGUUAUGACAUAAGUGAGAAGCCAAGCAUGUGUGAGUGGAGAUUAGAGGGUCACAUAUAACUGGCUGUUUUCUGUUCUUGUUUAUCCAAUGUAGGAAGAAGGAAAAAAAAAGAAUCUUUGCUCCUCUGCCCCAUUCACUAUUUACCAAUUGGGAAUUAAAGAAAUUAUUAAUUUGAACAGUUAAGAAAUUAAUAUUUGCUGUCUAUGUGUAUAAGUACAUCUUUUUAUUUUAUUUUUUUUAACCAAAGUUGCUGUCUAGUACAUUCAAAGGUCACACUUUUUUUCCCAUAGAUUAUCCUUUUCAAUGUUCUUUUCCAUGUUUGUAUUGCAUAUUUUUUGGGAAGCGAACUAGUGACUUUUUAAAAAAAAUGUUAUGGCAAACCAUUGUAUGAUGGGGAAAAAAAUCUCACCACUUUGAAACAAAAAGGUGAAAAAUAACCAACAUACCAAGUUCCUGUGUGUUUUAUUUUUUCAGAUAAGGAAAAAAUAAAAAAAAACUUGUAUACCAUCACCCAAAGCUCUGUGCAAUAGAAGAUUCUAGUGAUGUAGGUAUAGGGGAUCAAGGAGGGUGUCAGUCAGUAGUCAAAAUCCAAAACAAUACUGAUUUCUCCUCAGGAGAAAUGGUUAUAUUAGGCUAGGAGCAAAACAAAACAAAAUAAGUCAAGUUAAAAGAUUUUUAAACAAAACCUGAAGUUAAACAUCAAUUGCUUCCUCACCAGAACUGUCUUGUCUACAUCUUUUUUUUUUUUUUGACCUUCCACAAUGACAGUUCUUCACAAUUCCUUUAAUCAUUUUUUAAAAUAUUUUUUUAUUGCCUAAGGGCCGUGAUGUAUAUAGAAGUUGUACAUGAAACAUACCCUCAUUUUUUUUUUGAGUACAAAGUUUUUAGUUUCUUUUUCAUGAUGUGGUAUCUACAAAGUGAUAGUAGAAUUAUUUUUUUUUCUUUCAUUUGGGCCAUAUCUCCAAAAAAUAAUAAAAAAAAAAGAAAAAAGAAAAAACCCAACACAGAAAACCAACAACUGAGGGUAAUGUACAAGUUUCUGUAUGUAUAAAGUCAUGCUCUAUUUCGGGAGAGCAGCCGAUCACAAUUUGCUUUAUAAAUCAAGGUGUGGAAAUGGUUACGUAUGGAUUGAUUUAAGAAAAUGGUUACCAGUCUACAGACAAAAAAUAUAUACAGGAAGAAAAAAAAGGAAGAAACACAACUUCAAAGAUUUUUCAGUGACAAGAAUCUGCAUUUGUAUUUCAAGAUAAUGUAGUUAAAAAAGAAAAAACUUGAUGUAAAUUCCUCCUUUUCCUCUGGCUUAAUGAAUUUCAUUUAUUCAGUAUAAAAUCUUUAUAUGUUCCACAUGUUAAGAAUAAAUGUACAUUAAAUCUUGUUAA
This is a messenger RNA of Camarhynchus parvulus, 9109 nucleotides long. RefSeq names its product AT-rich interaction domain 1B (gene ARID1B). The coding region runs from base 610 to 7737 and encodes 2375 amino acids. NCBI's taxonomy places the organism in Eukaryota, Metazoa, Chordata, Aves, Passeriformes, Thraupidae. Gene Ontology annotation, molecular function: DNA binding; nucleosome binding. The transcript has 21 exons. Gene Ontology annotation, biological process: regulation of transcription by RNA polymerase II; positive regulation of DNA-templated transcription; chromatin remodeling. The record is from RefSeq and is a predicted model, not a curated record. Gene Ontology annotation, cellular component: nBAF complex; SWI/SNF complex; nucleoplasm.